Messenger RNA from Spea bombifrons (plains spadefoot toad), 495 nucleotides. Its product is annotated as zonadhesin-like. The transcript is spliced from 3 exons. Gene Ontology annotation, cellular component: extracellular matrix. The coding region runs from base 5 to 445 and encodes 146 amino acids. NCBI's taxonomy places the organism in Eukaryota, Metazoa, Chordata, Amphibia, Anura, Pelobatidae. The record is from RefSeq and is a predicted model, not a curated record.
CAAGAUGAAGUCCGUGGCUUUGACAGUAACGUUUGUGUUAUUCCAGAUUUUUAUCCACGACCUGGAGGCUGAUAUACUUCCCCCACCUAUAUUCUGCCGACCUCCUAUGAUACAUGGGUGUAUUAACCCGUGCUCCGGUACAUGCCAGAGUCUGGCAAACCUACAUGAAAAGUGCCCGGCUAUUUGUCGGUUCGGAUGCGUGUGCCCCCGGGAUACUUACCUUCAGGACAACCAGUGCGUCCCGGCCUCAAAGUGCAUCGUCAAAUGCCCCGAAAACAUGCAUUUUGAUGCUUGCCCUAAGUUCAAAGAUGUCACCUGCGAUUCUUUAAGGGGGAGAAAAAUAAAGGAAGACCGCUGCUCUCCCCGCUGCGUCUGCGACCCGGGGUACAUUUUAUUCAAUGAUUUUGGAAACCGUUGUGUAAAAGUCAGCCAAUGUCCAAAGUAACGAAACAAAAUGUAAAAGAAAUCUAAUGAAUAAAGAGAUUCUACGUAUAA